Messenger RNA from Paramecium octaurelia, 759 nucleotides. The record is from the annotation of a GenBank genome assembly. Lineage: Eukaryota; Ciliophora; Oligohymenophorea; Peniculida; Parameciidae.
CGUAAUUAAAUGAACUACAAAGAGUUGUAUGAAGAGAUGGCUUAAAAAUAUCAAUAGAUGGAAGAAGAAUAUAAUUAGUUUGUUGAGGAAAGUCAAGCAUUGGAAGAUUAACAAUAAAAGAGUAUAGAAUCUUUAAGUAAAUAACUUGCUUAAGCAUAAAAUUCUCUUCUGCAACAAAAAGAAGAAACCCAAAAGGCCAGAGUAAAUAUAUUAUCUUAUAUUCUUUAGAAUGAAUUGUAGUAAAUUUAAAAUCAAUUAGAAAAGUAAAUAAAUAAAAAGGAGGCUCAAAUCACCGAUUUGUAAAAAACUCUCUAAACUUAUAAAAUGCAAAUUAUUGAUCUAGAAGUCGAUUAAGAUUUAAAUAAUAGUAAAGUUAGGUAUUGUUUUUGAUUAAAUUAAGACAGCUAGAAGAAGCAAAUAAAGACUUAGAAGUGAAAUUAGAUAAGGUUCUCGAACAAUUAGCUUUAGCCCAUACUGAUUUGGAAGCUAUUAAAUCAUAAUCAUAGGAAGAAAUUGAACGUCUCAAACAGACUCUCAAAGGUGAAUAAUAGUUAAGUAUCCUUAGAUAAUGAAGAUGAAUUAACUGCAGCCAAAUGCUUAAAACUAAAUAUCACAACAACACCAGAAAUUGUAAAGAUGCCGAAAAUCGAUUCUUUAAGAGCCAAUGCAGCUGGAUUUAACAAAAGCUUAACUCUUAUUCAAGCCUUAAUUAAAGAUCUUGAUGAUAAAAUGUCCUUAAUUAGACAUCAAAAGUCAUGA